UCUGUGGCUUAAAUAACAAUAAUAAUUACAAAUUCAACGUUUCAAAUUGAAAAGAACAUUACCCACUAAAAAUAGUAUAAAACAAAAUAAUAUAUUUACUAUAGAAUAUUUUGAAUAGAAAUAUACAUAGAUUAUAGGUGCUUAUAUGAUUAUACACAAGUACAAAAGCAAUUUCUAUGACAGAAGAAGUAAUGAAAUUAUUUUUAGUGUGAUUGGACGGUAAAAAUGUAUUCUAAAUACUGUAUUGAAUACUUUCAAUAAAAAGUAUUCGGAAUACUACCCAAGUCUGCCAAAAUACUUAAAGCCUUAAAUGAUUAUGUUCAAAUAGGUUCAAUCAAUACAGACUUGUCCAAUAUCACUUCUUAAAAAAAUAUCUAUAUUUGGAAUUCAUGGUAAUUUCUUAAAUGAGUUAUGGUCCUACUUAAUCAGUCAAACUCAAACGGUAAAAGUAUAACAUAGUAUCUCCAUCUACUUCUCAGUUAGUUCUGGCAUACCUCAGGGUUCCCAUUUAGGUCCUCUUUUAUUCAUAAUAUUUAUCAAUGAUUUAUCCUCCAUUUUUGGUUACACGGUUAAUAUACUGUUAUUUGCUGAUGACGUAAAAAUGUUUUCUACGAUUUAUUCUCCGGCAGAUGCAUUAAAAUUGCAAGCAAACUUAAAUAAAUUUGUUACUUGGAAUCGCCCAAAUAGUAUAUCAUUAAAUAUCAACUAAUGUAAUAUUAUUACUUUUUCACGCACUGAGAAUCCCAUAAGUUUUAAACAAAAUUAGUAAGAAUCUAAAAAUAUUUAGUACUUGAGUAACAGAAACACUAAAGAUCACUUGUGCUGAUCUAAAUAGCUCUGGUUUAAUCAACUCCAAAUCCUACCAAUACUGUCUAAUACACAUGGAGUGAUGUAAACGAUGAAUAUUGUCAAACAAUUGUAACAACAAGCGAAUUGAUAUUGCUUCUACAUUAUCAUCUACUUCUUGUAUAGAAAUUAAAAUGUAUAAAACACAUAUACAAAUACAGAUACAAAUCGGUUUAAAAGUUAUAAAAAAUCAUGAUUUUGUACUACGACUUAGCCAAUCAUAUCCCUUGAUUCGUUAGGGUCUCUGCUAAGUGGGGAAUGCAUUUUAGAUGCAUACAAUUAGCAUACAGUGGUGGUGGGGUCGAGUUGUCCAGAAAAUUAUACUUGCUACAGGAUUACAGCGUGUAAAAUACUACGUUUAGCCACCAUUACAAGUCCAAUUCGCUUACCGGGGGGCUUAAAACUAUUUGGGGGUAUAGAGUAAGUCAUUUGGAGUCGAGUGAUAUCAUUUUGAAAGCUGUAGUACAAAAUUUUGAUUUUUAAUAUAUUUUUUUUCGAACUACAUGUCCCGGGUACAUAUACGGGUUACCAUAGACAGGAUUACUACAUAACAGGAUUACUAUAUAUUACUAUAGACAGGAUUAUAUUUCCAGUUUGGAGAACUAGAAUGACAGGAUUUGAUUGCAUUUCUUGAGCCAAUUUGUGCUCUCUAAAAACAUUACAUUUUAUUGCUUAGUUUCUGUACUAAGCACUAGUACACAUAAAAUCUUUAAAUAACUACUGUUAAUUCAUAUUGCUACCGACUUUUUUUUCAAUGUAACUCAUUGACACGUACCUCAACAUUUAGAAUUUUAGCCCAUUUAAGCAAUAGUUUGAAGGCCAAAAUAUUUAAACAAUAAAUAAUACUGUAUAUAUUUAUUUUAUAUUUCAUUUUACACCAUUGUUAACUAUUAAAUAUCUGUUGACUGCAGAAAUAAACUCGAUUCAUAAGGAUUAAUGACUGUUGUGGAAAAGUGUGACCGGAGGGGUUUAAUAACGUAGGCCUACAGAAUUAGUACAGAUAUCAUCUACCCUUUCACAAAAAAAUAAUUUAUAACACAAUACUUAUUCAUAUAGAAAUAAUUCGAAAGUAUCGUAAACAAUACGGGGAUCCAUCCCUUUCAUCAGUUUCAUUAUAUUUCCGAAAAUUAAAAAAUAAAAAUAUUUAAAGUAAAAUAUUAAGUAUUAUUGUCAGAGGAAUUACUAAUCGGCCUUUGACAGCGCUAUUUAGAAUUUUUUUUGGCACUAGUGAAUCAGUCUUUUUGGUUCCCCAAAUUCUGAACAAAAGAUUUAAACGGUUUAUUUUACCAGUUCGUGACACGAUUUCACCCAAAACUGAUGCGACGUUGCCAGAUGUAGUUUUAAAAAAAUUACAACAAUGUAAUUUUGUUUGAUUCUACCUGUAUUAUAUAAUAUCCAAUGGUUGCCCGCGCCACACGAUCAGUUGUACAAGCUACAAGGACAUCCUCACAUUCCUCAGAGGCCAAACAUAUCCACCACUGCUCAUUGUCAUCAGUUAUCAUUUCCCUGGUCACAGCCGUCCCGAAUACCUUUAUACAGUUUUCGACAGCCUCCCGCCGCCGCCACUGCUGUUUUAUUUUUAUUAAACAUUAUUGAAGAAGAUAUAUUGAAAAUGGACACCAAUCCCAAUUCAGACACCUAUUUGAAGAAUACACGUGAACUAGAUAAUUUAUCAACAGAAUUUGGCAAAUUAUCAUUGGCUGAAGCUCAACAAAGUAUUAACCAAUUAUUAGACAAUAUUAAAAUGAAGAGUUCUGAUGAAAUAAAAUUACCAACACCACGUAGUUCUAUUUUGCGUCCUAUGCUUAAGGUUUAUUUCGCGGAAAAAUUUGAGAAUUUUCAUUACAUUGACAAACAUCUGUAUUAUUUAAACCGUAAUAUUUACCAGUCAUUUUUAAAGCAUAGAGUAAAAGUCUCUCCAAAGACCACAAACGGGUUGGUUAUUCAUUUAGUAGCCUUUCAGACAUUUGUCAAUGAUCAUGGUAAGUUCUUGGUUGGUUGCAAACAAUGGUCUACUGUUGUGGACUACAUUUUUAUGGCAUGGAAACAUGUGGACAAUAUGCCAAUAGAUACUAGCAUUAUGCAUGUACGAGCACGCAGAGAUUGUUUUUGUUUAUUGUUAAGAUAUUGUAUAAUAGCACUCAUUAAACUGAAAAACACAUUUAGCAAAGAGAAAAAAGAACAUUGUUUAAAAUAUUUGAAAUUACUAUGUGACACCAGCGAAGAUGAAAUUGUGAAAAAUAUACAAGAAAUGUUUUUCAAAUAUAUUUAUAGUAUUGAUUUUCUGGAAUAAUUAAAAAUUAUAAUAAUAUUAAUGCGA
Messenger RNA from Rhopalosiphum maidis (corn leaf aphid), 3166 nucleotides. RefSeq lists its product as uncharacterized. NCBI's taxonomy places the organism in Eukaryota, Metazoa, Arthropoda, Insecta, Hemiptera, Aphididae. The record is from RefSeq and is a predicted model, not a curated record. Gene Ontology annotation, cellular component: nucleus. Bases 2459 to 3139 code for a protein of 226 amino acids. Gene Ontology annotation, biological process: proteasome localization; nuclear protein quality control by the ubiquitin-proteasome system. The transcript has 6 exons.